CGCAUCAUCAGUCAAUCACCACGCAUUUAAGCGUGCAUUUCUCCUAGGAUGCAUCUCUAUUAUAUCUCUAUUGAUCUGAUAUAUCUCUAUUGAUUCUGCUGAAUAGGCGUCCUUGACUAUCUGCUCGACCUGCAAGCUCCAUGGCGGCAGCAACGUCAAUAUCACCUUUGCCCGCCGCAGCUCCGGCUUCGCCUGAACCCGCGAUUUCAUCAACUCUUUCAACCCAGCCGCCAACACUGUCCAGGUCGGCAGCCGACGUGUUUGCGUCGGCCGUGACGGGCGACCUCAAGAGCACCACCAAGAGCAAUGCGCCCCUAGACGCCCCGUCUCUGGCUCUCUUGGUCACGGGUACGGGAAUUUUCGGACAGAAACCGUCGGUACAGACGGUCAGCGCCGCCAUUCGACCUACCUACGCCCACGCCCAAUAUGGCAUUGACGAUAGCGCUGGGACUACGUCGAGCCGGGUUGUGGUUGAGAUUGCUCACUACACGGAUGCCCCCUUGGCCCAGAACGCCAUGCGGCAGCACCUCAAUACAUUUGACGCCGACGUGAGCCUGAUUGCGACAAAGACGGAUAAACCUCUCGGCCAGGUCUCUCUGCAGACUGCUGGCAGCGUCUUGUGGGUCCGAGAUGCACUCUGGGUCAGGGUGGAAGCAGUGUCGCCCUUUGCUCCUCCAGUGCCACCCAAAGUUCCUGGUCUCGCAGUCCUACCUGCGUCGCCAGGUACUCCCGGAACCAGCGCUACGGGCGGCACGCGCACGCCUUUUCCGUCGCCGUCGGGCGCGAAAGAAGGCCCAGCUGUGCCCAUCAUCGACAAGCUUCUUGGCCUCGCCGGGGCUCUUGAUAGCCACUUGGCCAAAUUCGCUGUGCCACCAGCGACGCAGCUGAAGCCCAACACGGCCGUCAAAGCGGCAUCGUGGAAGGGAAAACGCGGAGCCGAGUUCAGUUUUCAGCUUGUCGACGCCAAGGGCACGCAUGUCAUCAAGUCAGCCGAGCCGGUGCCGGGGGGCGGCGCACAGGAGCUGGUAUCGCCCAUGCGCAACGGGACGGCUGCGGGCGAGUACCCCUUUAUCGCGUGUAGAGAGGGCAAAGGUAAGGUGUAUUUGGUUGUGGCUAAGGCAGAUACCCUGGCAGUGGGUGUGGCCGAGGUGACGGUCGAGGUUGUGGCUCAAUAAGUCAGUCUCGCGAUCUUUGGGUAAUUAAUUAGAU
Molecule: messenger RNA, 1209 nt
Organism: Lasiosphaeria miniovina
Lineage: Eukaryota; Fungi; Ascomycota; Sordariomycetes; Sordariales; Lasiosphaeriaceae
Exons: 2
Coding region: 141-1175 (344 amino acids)
Source: RefSeq, a predicted model, not a curated record